AUGUUCAUUUUCUUUCUUUUAUCACUUACUAUUGCCGCAGACACUUAUGCAAUUGAUAUUUUAGAUGGGUACUUCAUGGUUUACGCUGUUGGUAAAUGUUACGCUACGGAUUUAACUGACACUGCCAAAAAGUACCAAAAAGGAUUAAGGAUUCGGCUUCUAAAUAUCAAUUGUACUAUGCUGCAACAUGUUCGAGCUUCAUGCACAGAUGAUACCAAAGCCUCCCCAGAAUAUUACUUUACUUCUUUUGGAUGUAUAAACAUCGAUAAUAAUCAUUUCAUUCCAAAUUUUGAUGGCAAAAAUGUUUACAACACUUACUACACAGAUGAAAAAUGUACAACUCUUGACGCUGAUCCAUAUACAACACACCCUGUUGGCACAUGUUUUGAUUCUGAUAAAACUAAAAUCAUAUACACCGCCAACAAUUUAUAUAAGCGUGAUUUAGAAGAUCGUUUUGAAAUUUAUAUUGAAGGUAAAUGCUAUAUGGAUUUUAUCAAUUCAGAUGGGCAUAAAUAUGAUAUGGUCAAGUCUGAUGGAUUGAUGUACCAAGAUGAUUCCUGUCAGUUAGUUCAUGAUUCCACAGUCGCUGCAACUGGAGAUGGCUUCAAAGUGACCAAGGUCUCUACACUCCCAGAAUAUUACUAUAUGGACCGCUUUUUUGGAAAAUUGGAUUGCAAUGACAAAGCUAAUUUUGAUGAACCACUAAGUGUUGACUGGUACCACACUAAAUUGGCAACAUGCAAUUCAAAAUAA
Entamoeba invadens IP1 is the source of this 753-nucleotide messenger RNA. RefSeq lists its product as hypothetical. The transcript is spliced from 2 exons. Lineage: Eukaryota; Evosea; Mastigamoebida; Endamoebidae. The record is from RefSeq and is a predicted model, not a curated record. Bases 1 to 753 code for a protein of 250 amino acids.